Messenger RNA from Colossoma macropomum (tambaqui), 4093 nucleotides. Its product is annotated as interferon lambda receptor 1-like. The record is from RefSeq and is a predicted model, not a curated record. The transcript has 10 exons. Gene Ontology annotation, molecular function: protein binding. Bases 474 to 2150 code for a protein of 558 amino acids. Lineage: Eukaryota; Metazoa; Chordata; Actinopteri; Characiformes; Serrasalmidae.
UUGUCGGAAUGCGGGUGGGAAUAUACAACAGCGAGUUUUAAGAAAAUGAAUUCUCUCAGACGAAACAUGAAAACCGACAGAAGAAUGGGCAAGUGACUCGUUUCUGCUGGCUCUCUUUUAACUCCAGGUAUUUUCAACGUUCUCCUCAGAGGACCUUUGCGCCUCCGAACAGCAUUUUAUGUGAUAUAUACAUGAAAAUUGUUGGAUAUCAGCAUCAGGCCACAUUUUUCCAUAUCGGUGCAUCCCUAACAUGGAUUAAAGCAGGUCACUAUUCUCAUCUAUGGAGAGCUGGCUACCUGGAGCAAAGCUCAUAUAAUAACUCUGUUGCUUGAAGAACUGGUUAAAGAAGUGGAAUCAGGUGCUUCUGCUGGACAAGAGUGAAAACCUGCAGCCACACUGGCCCAUUGUGAAUGAAGACUGGGGACCUCUGCUUAAUGGACAAUAUGUUGAUGCGAAUCUGAUUCUCGUUUAACAUGAGGGUGAUAUUUCUGCUGCACUUUUAUUUCAUGGUUCUUGACACUCAAGUCAUUGUUCCAUUCCCUCAACCACAAAACGUAACAGUGGUGUCUAACAACUUUGACACUGUCUUGCACUGGAGUCCUGGAGUAGGCACACCGUCAGGAACUAUUUACAGUGUGAAUGUGAGUACUGAAUCAGCCACAAAAAAACAGGAAAAGUGCAAGAGUACAACCAUCAAUGUCUCCAACUACAUGAAGAACAUUGAGCGCCAAUAUGUUCUCCGCCUUUGGGCAUCACAUGGCAACAGAUUAUCAUCUGUAAUCGAAAAAUACUUCACACCUUAUACUAUGACCAUCCUCGGUCCUCCUUCUGUGACUCUGGCUGGCUGCGGCGAUUGCCUCAACAUCAACAUCUCUCUGCCAAAUAGAGUGUCCACCAAUGAAAGUUUACGUUUCUACAAAGGUAUCAGGUUCGACAUACACUGGAAGAAGGCAGGAGAUGAAAAGGUUUACAUGUUAGGAAACAUGGAUUCACUCACCCAUCAGCACAAUAAGACAUUGAGUACAUACACGUAUGUGCUACUAAAUCUUGAACGAGGAGGAAAGUACUGUGUGCGGGCAAAACCACAUCACAAUGUCAACAAGAACACUCGGAUUUCUGACUGGGUCUGUGAUUUCACCAGUGCAGUAGAGGAGAGAGGAGCUUUUGUGACAUCUGUAGCUGGUUGGACUGCAGGGUUUGUGCUGGUCGGACUGGGUUUGCUGAUUAUCACAGCCAGCCUUGCCUAUACUGGGUUCUUCUGCAAGCUGAAGAGAAGUCUGCCCAAAACUCUGAUGGAUUUUGUGUCCAGCAGCUACCUUUCACCAGAGGAGAUCAUUAUUUCGGUAGCCAAGUACUACGAAAAGUCAAGCAAACCUAAACAUCUUCAUCAGUUUGAGGAGCGCUGGCAUGAGGAAGAGGUUAAAGAAAACAGGAACUGCAGGCAGAAUGAUGAUCAUGAUGACGACGAAGAUGAUGAUGAGAAAGAGAAUGACUGUGUCUACAUGUAUCGACCCACCAAUGACAGUGUUUCCUCAGCCACCAGCAGUGGACAAAGUUCUGCUAGCACAGCCAUCACUCUCUGCGCAGAGUCAGAGAAUUCUGGGGGGUGUAGUAUUGAAGCAGAACAGACUGCUUUCAGUGGCGUAACACUCUCUCAGCUUCAACACAGCGAGGUCACAAAUAUCACGCAGGUCGGUUUGAGUAAUUUGAGAGUAGAAAAACCAAACCCUUCCAAGUCGAAAGAAGCAGAAACGGCAGGAGGGCAAAUGAACAAGGCAGGAGGCACUUCUACGAACAUUAACCUGUUCUCAGUGACACUGAAGUCUCUGCAACUAGAGGAGGAAGUGGUGGAUGAAGCGUGUAAUGCUAAAGAGAUUAGCAGGCCUCUUUUACCUCUGUUGCUAAGAGAACUGGAGGAAGAUGCACUCUACUUUUCAAAGCCACAAACAGGAAUGCCCCCUUUAGUGGGACUUCAGACACACAAUCAGUCACAGAGAAACUCGCAGACAGACGUACUGUCACAGCUGAAAGACUCCUCUGAGACACAAACGGGAUAUAGGGCCAUGCACACAGGCAGAAUGGACCCAGAAAAUGACUGCUUAUUGGAUGAAGAGGAGGAGGAGGAUUUCUCAGGUUAUAUGGGACGAUAAAGACGACUUAAUUGUGUCCUUGGUAAUAGGACUCGUACAUCUACUCAUUGGCCACCUUCUGAGCCCCACCUAACCUGUCAGUCCACAAUAUAGGUGUACAAUCACAAACUGUAGUAAUGUGAUCUCAUGACAAGAAUGGCACAACCAUGAGUGUUUUUGCCUAAAUACUGGGGGAACGUAGACCUGUUAGGGUCGGAACAAACCAAGCAUGAAAUUUCUGAACCAAUCCAACAUCUCUUCAAGGCGGAGCUCAUAGCAGGGGCCCUGGUGCACUCGUCAACAUUGUCUGAUGAACAACAAGCCUGCCGUUAGCUUCUGAAAGAGUAUUGAGGGGAGGGGUGUAUUUGUUUUGCUGUAAGAUCAAUAUCAACGAUCUUUCUCCAGUACUCACACUAUGCCCAGUUGCCUUGUACUGUGCCCAAGCACGAUUGUCCCCUCCCCACUUCCCAGCUGGACUGUGCUCACAUUGCGCUUAACGUUCCACGGCCCUCUCACGUUAUACAGAUUUAUCAAUUAUGCAAUGCAGAAAUAUUCUGUUAAUUGUGUUGCACAUAUAAAAAGAUUUUUACAGAGGUAGUUGACAUUAAGGAAGAAUUUGCGGCUUUACUCGCCAACUAUACUUCAUGUUCUUCAAUAAGGUGAGAACCAUUUUUAACCCAUAUUUCGCAUCAUUGACAUCAAGUUUGAGUUCCAUGCUCGGGCAUGGUUAGCGAUCACGCUAGAUGCAUACUGUGCCCAUAUCCAACUGAACGGUACAGUACAGAGCGAUGCUAGUCAACAAACUAGACUUUUGGGGUAAAACAUGCUUGGGUAUGGUACGGAUCACCUAGUGUGAGUACACUCUUACUGCGUCUUUUACAGUGUACAACUACAGUGAUUUUUUUCGAUGUUUUACAAACUGUGUUGCACGAAAUUCAAUUGAACAGGCCUAAAUAUGCUCACUUUGAAAUUAAACAUGUAGUUAGUCAGCAUUCUAAGUACUGACGACCCCUACGAUAUGCUCAGAAAAGGGUAUUGUGACUUAUCACGAGAACAAUUUAUCUCAUUUUGCCCACCACUAGUGCAGUCUCUAUCUGUACACCAGCAAGGUGGAGCUACCAGCUAAAAGGUUUUAUAAUAAGUGGCUCUUGAGUGGAUGUAUUAUAUAUCUGAGGCAGUGCUCACUGAAUGUAUCUUUGGCCAAAUAAAGGCACUAGCCUUGUAGCCUCCCUGUGCCCUCUGCUGGUUAGAGCCGGCUUCUUUAUCUAAAUUAUUAAAUGGGACACUUGUUGCAAGCAAUGGACUGUAUUUAAAAUGCUACAAGUAAUAUUUUAUUGUCUGGUGGUAUAAUGAUACGUAAUAACAUAGGUACUGCGGCCUAUUAAGUGACUUAUCGAUGCUCUGCCACAAAUGUUGUUUCUUAGCAGCUGUUGCCAGGUUUACAAGCUUUACAGAACUUUGACAAAAAUGGCAUCGAGUCUAUUUAUAAAUUUCUCAGUUUCAUGUAAAUACUAAUUCACAUUAGUCUGAUACAAUGUUUAGAAGUGCUGCAUUCCCAAACUAGGUUGUAAAAGAUGAAGACAAAAUUUGCAACCAUGCUAAGGUUAGUAUUGAUUAUGCAACCAAAAGAAAACCUAAUAAAUACACCUAACGUCAUAUUCAUGCAAAUUAAACAUUAUCUGGUAUUCUGACAGAAACUGAGUUGUAUGCUUCUAUGAAACAAGUGAAGCAUGGAUUGGUCCGUAAGUUAUGCUGUUUUUGCCUAUUGUUGAUGAUGAUGAUAGACAUGCAUAACUCUAAGGCCUGGGUAAUGUGGCCAACAAGUGUUCCCCGUAUCACUUAAAAUAACUAAUUGUCUUUUUUUUAUGGUCAGUUUUAAUCUGUAUUUUUAACUCUUAAGAAACCAAAAAGCCUAUGAAUAUAUGACAAAAACAGUAAUUAUAAAUUAAAAAAUGUUCUCAGGA